GAAGAGUGGGAAAGGGUACAGGGAUCAAAGGUCUCCAUCUGGUCCCAAUAAAUCCUGCUCCGAUGGAACUGACAUAUGCCUCCCCUUUCUCACGCCUCGGCUGACUCCUUUUACCACUUAUCCUCUCUCUCUCUCUCUCUCUCUAAAAUUAUAAGCAGUACUUUUGUUGAUCCCAAAAGUGAACUUAGUUAGUACGAAGACCCUCACAGUUUCUCCCUCAACAAAGCAUUCACUUUUUUGGCACCCCAAAACAGAGUGAGUCAGAGAGAAUAGAACCUUACAAGUUACACCACUCAUCGUCACGCCUCCCGAACUCCAAAUUUCAUCUCCUAGUACUCCGGUCUUUCUCUUUGUGGUCUAACCACUCAAACCAGCUCCUUAAAACACAGUGAUAUUUUGGGUCGAUUCGGAGGAAGAGUCACAGAAAGUGAAGCCAAAUAUGGACUGGAAUGGGAGCUUAAGACCCUUCGUUUCCCAACCAGAGUCUUCUUUAAGCUUCCUCUACAACUAUAACUACGACCAUUUUCCAGUGAUGGAAGUGAAGCAUCCGGCAAUGGUGGACUCAGAGCAUGGGAUGGUGCCAGCAAUAGACAAGAACAACUACGGCGGCUUCCAGGACAAGAAGAAGCGGUUGACGAGCGAUCAGCUAGAUUCACUGGAAAGGAGCUUUCAGGAAGAGAUAAAACUGGACCCUGAUAGGAAAAUGAAGCUGUCCAAGGAGCUAGGGCUUCAGCCUCGCCAAAUCGCUGUUUGGUUCCAAAAUAGGCGUGCUAGGUGGAAGGCUAAGCAGCUUGAGCAGCUAUACGAUGCGCUUAAGCAGGACUAUGAUGUUAUCUCUAGGGAUAAGCAGAAGCUUCAAGAGGAGGUUAUGAAAUUGAAAGCUAUGCUGAGAGAGCAAGCGGCAGGAAGGAAGCAAGUCUCCACAGGUUACACAGAAAUCUCAGGGGAGGAGACGGUGGAGAGUACGUCGGUUGCCAUUAAUGGUUCUAACAUUAAGCCAAAGCCACGAGGAGCGAGUCAGCAUCAGAUUUCAGACUGCAAUUAUCUCUUUAAUGUUGAGGAGUAUAAUCCAGUUUCCCCGCCAGCUUACUGGGCUACCCUUCCUUCUUAUCCCUCGUAACUAGUCUGUUAAAUUUUCAAGGUUUUUCACAAUCUGUUUGAUUAAAGUACUACUGCAUGCAUGCGUCUUUAGCUAAUUAGUAGAAUGAGAUGGAGUACGUACGUAGUUUCCUAGCUCGAUCUGUACGGGGUUGAAUAAUUUGUCUACAAAACUCAGAAGGGCUUCUCGGCACGAUGACUGAAAAGACGCUUUCGUCACUACCAUUUUCAUUAGGUUACCUACCUAUUUACUUGCAUAUUAAUCAUGCUCUAUUAAUUGUUAUAAUUGUUACAAAUCUCAUCAUCUUUAAUUAGUUUA
Messenger RNA from Carya illinoinensis, 1417 nucleotides. Its product is annotated as homeobox-leucine zipper protein ATHB-22. NCBI's taxonomy places the organism in Eukaryota, Viridiplantae, Streptophyta, Magnoliopsida, Fagales, Juglandaceae. Gene Ontology annotation, biological process: positive regulation of DNA-templated transcription. Gene Ontology annotation, molecular function: sequence-specific DNA binding; DNA-binding transcription factor activity, RNA polymerase II-specific. The transcript is spliced from 3 exons. The coding region runs from base 440 to 1120 and encodes 226 amino acids. Gene Ontology annotation, cellular component: nucleus. The record is from RefSeq and is a predicted model, not a curated record.